Molecule: messenger RNA, 1767 nt
Organism: Amyelois transitella
Lineage: Eukaryota; Metazoa; Arthropoda; Insecta; Lepidoptera; Pyralidae
Gene: PIG-A
Product: phosphatidylinositol N-acetylglucosaminyltransferase subunit A
Exons: 2
Coding region: 118-1422 (434 amino acids)
Biological process (GO): GPI anchor biosynthetic process
Cellular component (GO): glycosylphosphatidylinositol-N-acetylglucosaminyltransferase (GPI-GnT) complex
Molecular function (GO): phosphatidylinositol N-acetylglucosaminyltransferase activity
Source: RefSeq, a predicted model, not a curated record
AUUUUAUCUCCCGAUUUGAGUGCCAAGUGCGAUUUCUAAGAAAUUAAUAUGUUGAAUUAUUGAUAAAGUUGUCCGAUAUCAUUUUUAUGAUUCAUUAGUAAACUUCUUUUAAAAUAAAUGAGUGCCCAAACGGAAUCGCGAAAGCGCCAUGUUAUCUGCAUGGCUUCAGAUUUUUUUUACCCUAACACAGGCGGAGUCGAAGAGCAUAUAUACAACCUUUCGCAAUGUUUGAUAAAAAGAGGGCACAAAGUUAUAGUGAUCACGCAUUCGUACGGAGAGAGGGUGGGCAUUCGCUACCUCACUGGAGGGCUUAAAGUUUACUACUUACCUGUGACGGUGAUGUACGCCCAAUGUGUGCUUCCAACCAUGAUAGCCCAUGUUGCUUUAGUCAGAUACAUUCUGAUACGAGAAUGUAUAGAAAUAAUUCACGGUCAUUCUGCAUUCAGUGUUAUGGGUCAUGAAGUGUCAAUUAUAGGUAAACUAAUGGGUCUGAAAACUGUUUUCACAGACCACAGCUUAUUUGGAUUUGCUGAUACCUCUGCAGUAUUGACCAACAAGUAUUUACAGAUGUGUUUGUGUGAAUGUGACCAUUGUAUAUGUGUUUCACACACUGGUAAAGAGAAUACUGUAAUGAGAGCCAAAGUGAAGGCUCAUAAGGUUUCGGUAAUUCCCAAUGCAGUUGAUGCAUAUAAUUUUACUCCAGAUCCAAGCCAAAGAGACCCAAAUGUGAUAACAAUAGUCAUUGUGUCAAGAUUAGUUUAUAGGAAGGGUGUGGAUUUGAUGGCUGCAAUUAUUGCUGAAAUGUGUCCCAGAUAUCCCAAGUUGAGAUUUAUUAUUGGAGGGGAUGGUCCAAAGAUGUGGCUUUUACAAGAGGUUAGAGAAAGAAUGGGUUUUCAGCACUGUGUCACAUUACUUGGGAGUCUCAAGCAUUCUGAAGUGAGGAAUGUUUUAGUGAAAGGUGACAUUUUCUUAAAUACUUCAUUGACAGAAGCUUACUGCAUGGCCAUUGUUGAGGCUGCUUCUUGUGGUUUGAAAGUGGUAUCUACUAAAGUUGGCGGUAUUCCUGAAGUGUUGCCCGACAACAUGAUCUACCUGACAGAGCCAAACGUGGGUAGUUUGGUGGAAGGUAUUGAACAAGCCAUGCAAGAUUUGAGUGCUGGAAGAAUGCUAUGUCCUUUUGUGUGCAACAGAAAAGUUAAAACAAUGUACAAUUGGAUGGAUGUGACGAGGAGAACUGAAGUGGUGUAUAAUAAGAUAAUACGAAAUAAAAAUAAGCCGUUAGGGCAGCAGCUACGCAGUUACCUGAAUUGUGGCGUUUGGCCAUGGUUACUAGUCAUAAGCUUGGUGUAUUUGUUGUUACAACUCAUAGAGAAGAUUCAUAAACGGAAGAAUAUAGACAUAGCAAGGAAUUUACAAUUAUAGCUAGGACAUUAUAUUGAAAAUUAGAAAAAAAUAAAAUUUUGGAAUGAUAUUUAUUGUAAUACUAUGUUCAAAUUACAAAACAAAAAUUCGAACUAGUCUUAAUAAUAGGCAUUUAACAAUAUUUAAAUACAAAAUAAUCAAUUUAAUAAAUAACUUUCCAUAGAUGUAGCGGGUACAUUCCAAUAUUGAACAAGGCUAUAUUUUUAUAUGCUUAUUUAUAAUCUUUUGUUUUAUGAUUUAACUUCAGACAUUGCACAAAUGGCUGAGAAACGACUGCCUUCCAAAGUCUUCAUUUAUGCUCUGUAAUAAGAAAACAAUUUUUUUAUUUUUUUAAAAUAAACAGCU